This is a messenger RNA of Rosa chinensis, 3947 nucleotides long. RefSeq lists its product as uncharacterized. The record is from RefSeq and is a predicted model, not a curated record. The coding region runs from base 1064 to 1696 and encodes 210 amino acids. The transcript is spliced from 4 exons. Gene Ontology annotation, molecular function: rRNA (uridine-N3-)-methyltransferase activity. Gene Ontology annotation, cellular component: cytoplasm. Lineage: Eukaryota; Viridiplantae; Streptophyta; Magnoliopsida; Rosales; Rosaceae. Gene Ontology annotation, biological process: rRNA base methylation.
GCAUCCUUUUCCACCAUCUCCCACUUUUUUUUUUUUUGUGUUGUUGCAGUAGAAAGGGAUCGUGAGGUUGCUGCUGCAAGUGAUGUGAUGAACGGAGCUGUUGCUGCUGCAAGUGAUGUGAUGUCAGAUCGUGGGAUUGCUGCUGCUGCUGCUGCUGGUUUUGGACGGCGCUGCUGCUGCUGGAACGGCACGGAGCUGUUGCGGACUUGUGGGAAAGAUACGGAGCUGCUGCUGCGGGUUUUGGAAUGGGCCGAACUGCUGCAGAUUUUGGACGAAGCUUCUACUGCGGGAACGGCGCGCGGUGAUGGUAGUGUGCUUGAGUGAAGAUAACCAAAAAAAGAACCCGAAACGAACGGUAACAAAAGAACCCGAAACAAAAGAAAGCACGGUGGAACAGACAGAGUCCAAAUUCGAUCUCCGCUCUGAUACCAAGUCAGAAAGAAGGUGGGAAUUCAAUUAUAUCAUUUUUACUCCACGAACAGAGUAUAUAUACAUCAAGUCCUAUUACAAAAGAAUAAUAUUCCUAAUAUAAUGGCAUGAUUUAAGCCAGUAUUCCAGCAUUGUCGGCCAUCCAACAUUUCAGGGUUGUCAGCCAUCUUUUGUCGGUAUGACUCACGCCAACACCUCCUUGCUUCUUUGACAGCAAGACGAUAUAGAAGACAGAUGCAAUUGCUUCCUCCUUUGUUCGUUAACAGCAAGGUUGUGAGGGUGGAAAGUUUAGCUGCCAUGUUCUUCAUUUCCUUUCUGACCGUGAGGAUGUGUCAAGAGAAAGAGAGCACAUGAUAGAAAAGAGGAAGACCAAAAGUGAACCUGCAAUGUUCAUUCUUAAAAAGCAUGCCUCCCACCUUCUCCUCUUUUCGAUCUUGGUCUUGUCGGCAAGGUUUCACAUCAACCCAUAUAUAAACAAUUAAUCAAAUUUUACCAUUAUGAUUAAAUAAUAUUUUGGACAUCACAUAGAGUAGAGUUUUGAGGUUGUUGGAAUGCCAACACUUUUCAUAUUUACAAAGUGCUUCUCUUUUCAAGUGCUUUUGGGGUUGUGGAGGUGUUUGAACUUUGAAGGAAAAUGGAGCGGUGGAUUGAGCACUACUCUAGCUCACAGCAGAUACUGCUGGUUGGGGAAGGCGACUUCUCAUUCUCUGCCUGCUUGGCUCGAGCUUUUGGUUGCGCUCCUAACAUGGUCGCUACUUCUCUCGACUCCCAAGAAUCUCUGUGGGAAAAGCAUUGGAGCUGUGUGUCACACUUGGAUGAGUUGAGGGGGAGAGGAUGCCUAGUGUUGCAUGAUGUGAAUGUGCAUGACAUGGACCUCCAUUACAUCCUGAAAUGGAAGAAAUUUGAUGUUAUCAUCUUCAACUUUCCUCAUGCAGGGCAUUACCCUUGGCUCCGAGAGAGAGAUAAUCAGCUCAUUCAGAUGCACAGGCAAUUGCUUAGUGGGUUUUUUGCAAGCGCCCGAGUGGUGCUUCGCUCUGGUGGUCAAAUUCAUGUGACAACCAGGGAUGACUACCCAUAUAACAUAUGGAAUGUGGAGGAACUUGCCGCUCAAGCAGGCCUGGUUUUGAGAGAGAAAGUGUGGUUCGAAAAGUCUGACUACCCUGGCUAUCACAAUAAGAGAGGCGGUGGCAUUGACAGCAACAAGAAAUUUCCACUGGGAGAGAGCUACACCUUCAAGUUUGUAGCUAAAACUUAUUAUAUGUAUUAGUUUGGACUUAGCACUGAUGUUCUUCUGAAGUAACAGACUUAAGGUGGUGCACUUAGGCCUAUGGAGAGAGGAACAUGUUUUGCUUGCUCUGAGUUGACUCUAUGGUAGGGUAUUCUGACUAGUUGUUUCUGUGCAUAUGGAUUUGCUCCUGAUAUGAACCAUAUCAGGAGUAAGCAGCAAUCAGCGAGCUGUGAAUCUGUCAAGAGCACAUGUUUUGUGCAUAUGACUUAGUUAAUGCUAAUGCAGGUGUAGUUCUCCUGCGGACUAGUCUGGGUUUAAGUACAUGAUCUAUACGGCAGGGCUGUGUGCUGAGGCACUCUAUUCUUCUUCUUUACCUACAUCAUUGUUGUAUGACAUGCGAGGCUCACCUACUUAUAUGUUUGUUUCACACAUUCUACCUAUGAAAACUGAUGGCACCCUUUAUCAUCUACAAUGUCUAUAAAAUAAGCAGUUUAAGCACUGAAUACAACAGGAUAAAAAUUAAAACUGGAACUUUAUAAAUAAAAUAGGCCACUGAAUCGAACUCGCCUAAAAUAAUACUAAACGGUAAACAAGAUGAAAUGCUCCAUGAUGAAACUAUGGCAGGCAGCUAAUGAAGACAGAAGAAGAUGGGGCCUGCAAGCUGCCGACGACUGGCGAUAUCAGCAAACGACUGUCUCAUUUCCCCUUACUGGUGAAACCAGAGUGUCUACAUAAGGUUGAAGCAACCAGCCCGGAUUAAAAAAGUCUCAUGAACAUACCUAAUUCUCUUUUCAAUAGGAUAAUAUAGUCCCACUUUUGUGCAACUCGGACCUGAAGAACUCAGAAGUACUUCACCGGUUUGUGAAAUAGAUAAAAAUUUCGAACCAUAUUUACUGGAAGAGUCUGCAAUGAACCAAAGGGGCCCCACUGACGUGGCCAACUAUGAUCCACAUUUUUUGUUGACCGGUAAGUCUCUGUCAAUUGUAAGUUUUGUGCCGUGAUGGUAAAAUGAGGAGGGGUUUCUAGUAUUUUCGCUACGGAAAUAUCUCCGAACCCAGCUUAGCUUCCUAUUGAAGUCAUUUUGCCUUGCUAAUCUGUCAUUCAAGUUAUCUCUUCCCCUUAACGGAAGCUGAUUAAAAGCAGAGAGAGAGAGAGCAAACCAAUCCCUGCGCCAAUCAGCCUAAUUACCUCCGACUCCGACUCUGGGUCUCUCUCCUUCUUGCUAGCCGGAUGGAUUUUGAUUAUUGUUAUUCAGUUUGAUUUUGGUUGGAGUGGAGAAGAGAAGAUAUAUGGUUUGGCAGUUGUGUUGGUAAGUCGAUGACGGCAAUUUGUAGGCAGCAAUGGACACUUGGACCCCGAAAACCUCACCUCACCUCACCACCAGAGAGCAAUUUCGUCUAUACGGGAUGGUCCGGAAUCUCCAAAAUCUCCAAUAGCAAAGUCUCCAUCCCAGAACUCUCUUCGUUGCCAAAAGGAGGAAAAUGUUUGCUGAGUCCCAGGUUGGAAGGUCCAGUUUCCAUAAGCUUUUGAAGCCAAAGCCCCCACUCAGAGAUAUGCAAUUACUCCUUAUAGAAUUGUUCUUGGUAAUAUAAAAAGUGACAAGGUAUGUUUAUUUACUUUGAAUAUGUCAAGCAAGUUGUUAGCGGAUACAUAGCUAAGCUUGAUUGAUUUAUAUUUUUGGGAUGCUGGUUUGGGAUGAUACCACACCACCCUUUUUCUGGAACAGCUUGUUUAUUCUGACAAUGUUUGCUUGUUUAGAAGAUUCAUUGAAAGGGAAUGAUUAUACAGUCAUUUGUUUUUGUUAUGUUACUUAUGCAUGUGUCGUCACACCCCAAACUCGGCGGUGUGACUUAAGGGGUUCUCAAGUAAAAGAGAAAUUUAGAAAAAGACCAAACUUGACACAAUUGAAGUGUAACCUUAAGGCAGCAACAGUUCUGCUCAGGGGAUUUUGAAAAUUAACCAUUUGAACUCUUUCGUAACUAUGAUCUUGUGCUUUACACAUUGACUGACAUUACUUGAUAUUGUCAUUGAAGUAUUGGUUUUGGGUUUUCAAAUUCCGAUACAUACUGUUAUUACAAUAAGCUGACAAGAGUUCUGGGUAAUCAUGUCUAUUGCACUGGAACUAAUAAGUUUGACAAAGAGUAUAGUCCAGUAAAGACUUGACUUUAAAGUUUUAGAGUUAUGUGAAGCAUCCCUGAUGGUUAUUCACUUUUAUUUUCUUUGCUCCUCAGAUAUGUUUCCAAAUGAUACCAAACUUAGUGAGAAUGCUUGUCCUCUUUAAAUUGAGACA